GAACGCCGUAUUCUCGGAAUCGAUUCAAGCGGAUAUCAGCACGAACCAAAGCGGACAUUUUAGAAUUUCUUGCAAUAAAGGGAAAAGUAUAAAAAGAAGAUUCAUGUAUAAUUUUGGUAUUUAUUAUGACUAAAUAAUGACUGCAUAAAAGUUCAUCAAGCUCGGAGGAGAAGAAGAAACGAAUUGGCUGAUAUCAGAAUUAUAAAAAAGAAAUAAAGGAAGGCCGGCGUUAACAUAUCUGGUAGAAAGAAGGAACAAUGCUCGCUCAUUAUCAGGAGAACUUUCCUUCUUCCCAUCUACUCAUGGCACUGCCGUCGUCACUCGCAACCACGCCUCCCACAGAAUCCCGAUCGGUUUCACCACCGCAUGUACCUACCACUACUGACAUGCUUUAUACUACCUGCCCAUCGGAAAGAAGCGUUAAUUCAUCUCCCAUCGACGCUGACGAUAGCCGAUUGGCUUUGUGUCGUCAUAACGUGACAGGUUGCUCUGCCGGGGAAUCUCUUAAUUUGAGAGUCAAUUGUUUUGGAACAAAUGACGCAGUGGAAUCGGGUACAGAAGGGUGUAAUAUCAAAGCCGAUCAAAAUUGUGAGUCACUAAAACAAAAAGUAUGUGACAACAAAACCACAGCUGCCGCUGAUGACUUGUACAGUAUCUCCAACGAUAAUAGUACAGCGACCAAGGCAAUUUUUGAAGAAUUGUGUUGCAAUUCACGUAAACGAAAAAGAAAAUCACAGAAUCCGUCACGCGUGCCAGAGACAAUAUUUGGGGAUAAAAACCAGUUACCCAAUGAAUUAUAUUCAAAAAUUAUGGCAAAUCACUCACAGGUACCAAAUGUGAAUCUACCAGAGACUAACGGAACGGAAAAUUAUUUCUCCCGUAUUUCACAAGCAUCCCACUACAAAAUUUCGUCAGAAGAACAUUUAUAUAUGUCAGAAAACCCGAAACAAGAUUUUCCAAUUCAUGUUGGCGCAGAUAAUAUAAAAGAUAAUACUAGUUCGAAUAGAAUUAUGUUCAGUCAUCCUGCUGAUAUGUCACCUGCAAGUGAAGAUUACGAAUACGCUGUAAGAGUACCGAAGCAUAAGCUUACCCGCAGUUUUUCAGAUCCGGAAUCAGCACAAACCAUGACGUGGAAUAGCAAAGUGUUUUCAAACGAUCCUUUUUUAUCGAAAUCGGAUGGAGAGUACGACUCUCCCAAAAAGUAUUCAAAAGAUAGUCUUCCGGACUAUAAACGCCAUAGAGAUCAUUCAACUUGUCGUGCUGAUACUACUAUGAAAGGACACGAUCAGGAAGAGAAGGACCUAAUCAGUGACAGUCCUUCGAAUUCAAGACAAAAUUCACCCGCAUCUGCUGGAACAGGCCACACCAAAUCAAGCGACGUGAUUUAUACGCCAAGACGGGAACGUGAUUUUUUUACUGACCAUCUCAGUACGGUUUCCCUUGGAAUGUCAGCAUCAUCAACAAAUGCACAACGAGAUACUUUAAAAAUGUCUACUAGAUUUAGUGGACCAAUUGGCGGUCAAAUGCUGUCUCCAACAAAAAUGCCAUCAGGAGGUCCAAUGUAUCCACCGUUGGAUUGUUGUACUUCAUUGCCUGGUGGUGAAAUUAGGAGUGGCGUUUGGAUUCCUACUAGAUCAAGAAAUUGUCAUUUAUGUGGAAAAGAAUUCAAAAAUGUCUACAGUGUGAAACUCCACAUCAAAAAUGUUCAUCUCAAAGAAAUGUGGCAAUGUACAGUACCUGGAUGCAAUGCAACAUUCCCCUCUAAACGAAGCAGAGACCGACACAGUGCAAAUUCAAAUCUUCACAGCAAACUUCGACUGAGAGGAAUAUACGCAGACAGUCGUAUAUGUUCACAAACCGCCGGAAUGACUGAGAUGCUCAGAGAGAGACUUCUACCGACGUUUUUUCCUGGAUCAUCCAGCGAUAAAAUGAGUGAUGAACAUUGUGGUGAUGCGGCAUCUCAGCAAAUUAAAGAAUCAAAUUGCAACGAUAACAAGAGCGAUGUUCAUUUUGCAAAAGAAGCUCGCGAUCAUCAGAAACAUACUGAUGAACGUAUUAAAGCGUUUGAUCACAAAGAAAACACAAUGCAAAACAAAGAUAAUGCAUCAGGAUUGAGUCACAAAGAUGGUUCGAAGAUAUCUAGCGAAGCGGUGCGAAAAAAUAAAACGCCCGAGAAAAAAUUAAACCCGACGGACUCUUACAUUCCAAAUAAAGUAGAACAGCCUAGCAGCAAUACUGAUUUUUAUAGCAUCUAUCAUAAACUUUUGACUGAUGCAAUUUCCUCAUCAAUGAAAAUGAAAGAAAGGUAUCAAACGCUGCAUCCCCAGAUUCACUCUAACUCCCUUUUCUCUGGCAUGCCUCCAUUUUUCAAUUCACAAUUUUUACCACCCUAUCUGAACAUGAAAAUGUCACCACUGGCACCUCCAUUUGUACCAUACAGUGUUUUACCAAACCAAAUAACAGACCGUGCAUCUGGUAUGAAAUCCAGAAACGAGAAUAUCAUGGGGUCGCUCAACACUCGUCGGUCAGAAGUACAUAAGCCAGAAAGAGAGAGAGUAACGAUUUCGAGAGACUCCAGAAGAGAAGACUCCAAUGAUGAAGCUCCGAACAAAACGAGGCAUAAAAGUUCAACUGACACAGCACUAACAGAAAAUAUGAAGUUAGGUAUGUUUUCAAAAUUUGAAACAAAAUCAGAUAUCACAGAGGAAAAGUUCACUACUCACAGUUUGAAAGAUUUUGAGUAUGAAAAACUCAACAACUGCUUUCCCUUGAAUAACCCUUUUUUGAAUCCGAGGUGGUACUCUGACAAUAAAUCUUUUAGAUCUGAUUAUACCGAUAAUUAUUCUGGCAAUGUUCAUCAAUACCCAUCUCGUCAGCCAUAUACAUCAUCAGAGUUUUGGAAAAUGCUUAGCAAAAUACAAAGCACAUCGCCUACAAGCAAUGGUCAUAUAUUCACGGAUUAUCUAAAAUAUAUGCAGCAAAAUGUUUCUAAACAGCAUGUCAUCGAUAGCGGUAUUCGUGAAAAGAUAUCUCCUGCUACCAGUAGGCAAAGCACAAAUAACGAACUACCUUUCUCUAAACGCUCACUUGACAACGAAUCAUCAAAUUACGAUGUAGGAAAUAAGAAGAAACGGAUAGCUGAAUCGCCGUUACAAAUCAACUCUCAGGAAGAACAAAAUAAAAGUGUCAGUCAGAUUCCAAGAAACUAUUUGCUUGAGAGGCCGAAACACAUCAAACUAUCUCGCCCUCUAAACGACGAAAUUUAUUCAAAAGGAAGUAUAUCUUCAGUUCGCGACUCAAAACUAAAUGGAUUCGGUUUGCAUAACGCUAAGCCUCGUCAGCAAGAAAACAAAGACGUACAAAAAUCAAAUGAAGCCCGCAUUUCGGAUAUUCAGAGAAAGAAAGCUGGACAAAAAUCACAUAGUAUUGAUACAAACGUAAACAAGUCGCCUUGGUCCUCUUCUUCAACGGCAUCGGAUCUAGAAAAACAUAGCGAGAAGACAGUUUAUAAUGCAACAAACAUUCCCAAAAUGUUAAGCCCAUUGACGCCACAACAUCAUCCACAGUUACCUUCAUUUUCUCCGAAUCCUUAUUUUCCACAAAAUUUGGGAGAUAAUCCUAAUCACUUUAUGAGCGCGGCUUUUAUGGCGGCGGCCAUGGCACGACAAAAGGGUGGUUUUCCUAUACAGAGUCCUUAUCUUGAUAGAAAAUUUCAUACGCCCCCUGUCUCUCAAGCAAUGAUGCGACCUCAUUUGUUUCCCGGUGUUUAUAAUAUCAUGGAAUCGAAUGGUAUGCCGCCAAAUCAUUUGUCGCCGGAAGAAAUGCUUGGAGCGAUGGAAGGCGUAACAGAAAUGGAUGAUCCAACACUGGGAAUGGAAGGAAAUACAUGGAAAACUGGACCAGUACAAUGUAGCAUUUGCAAACGAAUGUAUAGCAAUAAAGGUACAUUGCGAGUUCAUUUCAAAUCAGUACAUCUUCGUGAAAUGCACAGGUGCACUGUACCUGGGUGUGAUACAAUGUUCACUUCUGUCAGAAGCAGAAACAGACACAGUCAAAACCCGAACUUACACAGGACUCUUCCUUAUCAUGGUUAAGGUAUAUAAUGUACAUUACAAGCCAUUUAUAGUUAGAUUUUUCAUAAAACAGGUUUUGGCUCGAAUCUUUUACCCCAUUUUGAGCCAAAAUUAAACUUUUAAUAUUUCCACAUGUUUGUUGCAGGAAAUAGUGUAAUGGUGUGUAAACUGUCUCUAAGGUGUCACAAACGAUGUUGUUGAUCUGUCAUUAAUGUUAUUUGACUAAUUAUGAUUUUACUUCAGUAUUAUUUUAUGUUAACAUUCAAAUUAUAAUUGUACUUAUUAUGUCGCAGACAAAAACAAUCUGUCUUGGACUAACAUGUUGAGCAUAUUCAUGUAUGUUUUUGUGGUUGCAACAUUUACAAGCGACUUUCAAGAUAUUUCCCUUUUUAGUUCUAAUUGUUUCUUAUAGAUAAUAUUUUAGUAAAAAAGUUCCAUGUAGACAAUAUUUUAAAGUUCUUCAGUGUGCUUAUAACACAAGUAUGAAAGAUUUUGUUGACUAUUUUGUAGAAUACAUUUCCGCAUAUUUUUAUACCCAAGUAUUAGCCUGAUACACAAUGCGACUUGAAAAUUGUUCACCUGCGCCGCGUUCUAUACGAAAGAUUAAUUGUUUGAGAAAAAUAUAUUAUCUGCAUUAUCUUGGUUCUAAUAUAUUUUUGAUCUGUUCCGAAAUUUGAAAAAUAAGUAGGAGGUAGUAUUAUAUAUCUCUAAUACGGACCUAUUCAUUACCAGGUUUUCUCUACUAUGACCCAAGCACGAAUUCAUUUUCUAGUUUUAAUAAUUGUAAUAACUAGUUGUGUAUUUGGAGAAUGAAGGCAAUCUCAUUUCACUCACUUUUAUAGGCUUUAAGCCUAACAUUUAUGUUUCCAAUAUUCAACAUUUCUGUUUCGUUUAAUAUUCUUAUUAUCUGUUAUAAUUGCACUUUUCUUGUAAGCAAAAAAUCGUGUGUUAACACUUGAUAGAAUAAACAU
This is a messenger RNA of Styela clava, 5044 nucleotides long. The record is from RefSeq and is a predicted model, not a curated record. Lineage: Eukaryota; Metazoa; Chordata; Ascidiacea; Stolidobranchia; Styelidae.